UUGAGGUUUCGGACCGCUGCUGUAAUCACCAUCGCGCUCGGACGAAUCGGAGGUGGGAAGAAGCAGUUGGAGUUGGAGUCGAAGUGCAUUAGCAAAGUUGUUUUUGACUUGAGCCUUGCCAGAGGGCUUGAUUACUAUACUGGAGUCAUAUACGAGGCUGUCUUCAAAGGAACUACACAAGUUGGUUCGAUUGCGGCUGGUGGGCGUUAUGACAACCUUAUCGGCGUGUUUGGCACCAAGCAAGUCCCUGCUGUUGGAGUCAGCCUGGGGAUCGAACGUGUGUUUGCUAUAAUGGUGCAGGUUCAGAAGGACAUGAACCAGGUAAACAAAGUUGCAUAG
Molecule: messenger RNA, 339 nt
Organism: Linum tenue
Lineage: Eukaryota; Viridiplantae; Streptophyta; Magnoliopsida; Malpighiales; Linaceae
Source: the annotation of a GenBank genome assembly